AUGGAAAAUCUUUUGAUCGAACUUGCUACAAGGACUACAGUUUUAGUUUGGACUGAAACAAUUUUGUUUGCGGUUAUCAAUGUAUUGGCUUUCUUUGGCAAUCUUCUCACAUGUUAUGCCGUGUACAGAAACUACAGGCUCCGCACGCCUCCAAAUAUGUUCGUCGUAGCACUGGCUGUGAGUGAUAUUCUGAUGUCCACCUGCUGCAUGCCUUUUACAGUUACAACUCUCUUUAUCGGCCGUUGGGAGUUUGGUGAAACUAUCUGCCAUCUUCAGGGGUUUGGAGCUUACACAUUUGCGAUUGUUUCCCUCUGUACCAUGGGAGUAAUUGCAGUGAGUCGAUAUUUCUGUAUUGUUAAACCUGGGAAGUACCAAGAGCUGUUUACGAAGCGAAAAAUUUUGAUCUACAUUAUUAUUGUAUGGUGCGCAGCUUUGCCAGGUUCUGCGCCGCCAUUUUUCAUCGAAGACGGCAGAUAUAAGUUCCAUGCGGGUGAAGCAAUAUGUUUGAGUAGGGAUAACAUUACAUUUUUGAGCCUAACCUACUGUGUUUACAUUAUCACUCCAUUUACGGUCAUUGCCGUCUGCUACAUCAAAGUUUGCCGUGCUGUUUCCAGAUCAAAUCGUGUUUUCCCGCAGAAAAAUAGCCUCCUGAACCGCCGGGUAAAUAUAAAAGAAGCAAAAGUGACAAAGACUUUGAUAGCAAUUCUGUUCGCCUUCUCGUGUUGUUGGCUUCCAGUUUAUGUCAUGAAUUUUGUUCAAAUUCAUUAUGGGGAAUACUCUUUACGGCGACAAUGGUAUCUUGCAGUCGGGUUUUUGUUGUAUUUGAGUAGCUCUAUCAACCCUUUCAUAUACGGUAUCAUGAAUAGACAGUUUAGACAAGAGUGCAGAAGUAUUGUGCGUAACGUUCUUCGCUUAAAAAAAUCAAAAUAA
This is a messenger RNA of Pocillopora verrucosa, 930 nucleotides long. RefSeq names its product melatonin receptor type 1B-B-like. Gene Ontology annotation, molecular function: G protein-coupled photoreceptor activity. NCBI's taxonomy places the organism in Eukaryota, Metazoa, Cnidaria, Anthozoa, Scleractinia, Pocilloporidae. Gene Ontology annotation, biological process: cellular response to light stimulus; G protein-coupled receptor signaling pathway; phototransduction. The record is from RefSeq and is a predicted model, not a curated record. Gene Ontology annotation, cellular component: plasma membrane.